Molecule: messenger RNA, 1299 nt
Organism: Lathyrus oleraceus (garden pea)
Lineage: Eukaryota; Viridiplantae; Streptophyta; Magnoliopsida; Fabales; Fabaceae
Exons: 1
Coding region: 1-1299 (432 amino acids)
Source: RefSeq, a predicted model, not a curated record
AUGGUCGAGCAAGAGCAAGAGAUGGAAAGAGUCAAUGAAGAUCUUACAGAUCUACAUGGGAAUAUAGGUCAAAUCAUGGAGAUGUUGCAAGUAAUACGUGCAAAGAUGGAUACUCAACCCGCAAUUGUUUAUGAGAUCGUCAAUCUGGUGAUUACUCCUCAGCCAGCAGUUACUACUCCAGCAACUUGGCCUACCUUUGGUCUUCCUUAUGGUUUUGUGCCUCCUCCUCAAGGACAAUCCACUCAACAUACAGUUCCAUUAACUACUGAAGUUAAUCAAGUGAUUCCCACUUUUGCACCCACUGCCAUGCACACUCGAGUUCAACCGUACUUCGAUGAUCAUCAACAAGGGUAUGAUAUACCUGAUAUGUCUGAAGAAGGUGAUGAAAGACAUGAAAAGAUGAGAGAAAAUGUUGAAACCAUUGAGAAAAGGCUGAGAGCAAUGGAAGGUGAUCAGAUCUUUGGUGCUGCUUCCAGAGAAAUGUGCCUUGUAUCUGGAUUGGUGAUCCCCGCAAAAUUCAAGACACCCAACCUUGAUCAAUAUGAAGGAGCUACUUGUCCCAAAAGUCAUCUCAUCAUGUAUUAUAGAAAGAUGGAAGCUCACAUGGACAAUGACAAACUCAUGAUCCACUGUUUCCAAGACAGUUUGAAAGGUGCCUCUUCCAAAUGGUACUUGACCCUUGAUCAGACUCGCAUCCGUUGUUUCCAAGAUUUGUCUGAUGCUUUCAUCAAACAAUACAAGUACAACAUGGAUCUAGCUCCUGAUAGAAGGCAAUUGUUGAGCAUGUCCCAAAAGGAUUCUGAAUCCUUUAAAGAAUAUGCACAAAGGUGGAGAGAGAUUGCAUCUCAAGUGGAACCUCCAUUAACUGAAAAAGAAUUGGCAGAUUGGUUCGUCGACACAGUGCGACCAGAAUUUUUUGAAAGGAUGAUGGGAAGCGUGACUGCAAGUUUUUCUGACUUGGUGGCCGUGGGUAUCAAAGUGGAACUUGGCUUAAAAAAUGGCAAGAUGAUUAUUGCAGCUAGUAAUUCCAUCAAUAACAACAAUACCAAGAAAUUCUCUAGCAGUUUCCAUAAGAAAAAGGAAGGAGAAACAAAUGCAGUGAUGGGUAGUAGAAGAAAGAAUCAGCCUUGGAAAAAGCAACAAUAUUUUGCUCAACAACAUUAUGUUCAACAACCACAAUUUUCUCAACAGCCGUAUGUAGCAGCUAUUACACCAACUUUCAAUCAGCAAGUCCCAGUGCAUCAGUCGACUCAAGCAGUUCCAAUCUUUCAAACAACACCCAACUUUCCAACUUAUUAA